Messenger RNA from Tachysurus vachellii, 1602 nucleotides. RefSeq names its product insulin-like growth factor binding protein 6a (gene igfbp6a). The record is from RefSeq and is a predicted model, not a curated record. The coding region runs from base 65 to 634 and encodes 189 amino acids. Gene Ontology annotation, cellular component: extracellular region. Gene Ontology annotation, biological process: regulation of insulin-like growth factor receptor signaling pathway. Lineage: Eukaryota; Metazoa; Chordata; Actinopteri; Siluriformes; Bagridae. Gene Ontology annotation, molecular function: insulin-like growth factor I binding; fibronectin binding; insulin-like growth factor II binding. The transcript is spliced from 4 exons.
CCUUAUCUCUGCUCCUCCACUAGUUCUCUUCAGGAAGCUUCCUAACUGUCCAAGCAGACGAGUCAUGGCAUCUUUGCGUGAUCUCCUGAUGCUCCUGAUCACAGUGCAGCUCCACCUGUCCAGCACUUCCUCCCUUGGCGUCAAGAAGAGCAGCAGCUCGGGGAAGCGUCAGGGGGCUGCAUCUCAAUCCCUAGACGAGGGCACUUCGGUGCUGGCACUAGGGGAAGCCUGCGGAGUGUACACUCUGACUUGCGGACGUGGCCUUCGCUGCUUGCCUCCAGAGGGAGACCAAAGCCCUCUGCAGUCUCUGCUUCAGGGGAAAGGAGUGUGCAGGAGCAUCAAGGUCAGCAUCCAGAGGACCACCACCACAGGCUCUAAUCCUCCAGUUACUGAAAGCUUGGAGAAGGGACCUUGUCGAAGACUGCUGAUGUCACUGCUCCAGAAGCUCGAGCUCACCGUCAUCCAGACUGAUCGAGACAUUUACAUCCCCAACUGUGACAAGAACGGAUACUUCAAGAGGAAACAGUGUUUAUCGUCUCGUGGGAUGCAGCGUGGUCAGUGCUGGUGCGUUGACGAGAAAGGGAACAAACUGUCGUCCCGAGGCAGAGACGGUGCCGUGACCUGCAGCGCCUGAGAUUAUUAGUAUUAGUAUUAGUAUUAGUAUUAGUAGUCCAUAAUCCUGACCUAUGAAGAGACGGCGAGGUGCCAUGCAGAGCACUGAAUGAGUUAUACAAUGAUCAGAUCCUGUUAUGCCCCCUAGUGGCCUUGACUGUAACGACUCGCUCUAUUCACAACAUUUGCACUUUUGUGUAGAAAUCUCUUGUUUCCUGACGAUUUCCUGACAGGACUUAUUCCAGAUUAGUCUUUUGUACAAUGCUGUUUCCACAUCACGUGCUGAGUUAGCAUAAUCUCUCUGUGUGUGUGUGUGUGUGUGUGUGUGUGUGUGUGUGUGUGUUGAGUAAAAUAUAACAAGGUGUUUAAUUACUUCAACACCAUUUAAAACACAAGAGCUAAAAGACUCUUACAGUAUUUCUAAAUUACAUUAUAUUAUAUUAUAUUAUAUUAUAUUAUAUUAUAUUAUAUUAUAUUAUAUUAUAUUAUGCUGAAUAACAUCGGAUGCACUUCAUUAGCAUAUACAGUGUUAAAAUAACUCUGUCCACAUUCCAAUAUCAACUCAAAUUAUUAUUGAAUUAUUUUUACCUCAUGUUUUAUCUCUUUCUAUUUUAUCUCAGCAUUUUUAUACUCAUGUCUGAGUUCUACUCAUGUAUUAGAAUCUAUUCAUUAACUGUUAUUACUGUUAUCUUUAAUAACUUAAGGUUUAGUAACAACUCAACACCUCUCAACAUUUUCCACAAGACGAAAUGUAUGGUUUAUUUUAUUAACAUAUCUAUUUGGUAAAUUAAAGUCAACACAUUUAUUUAUUGAACUUUUUCUCUUUUUUUUAUAUUUUUUAUAAUUUAUCAUGAAAUUUGCAGGUUUUUGGAGCUCCGUUUUUCUCAUAAAUCUGUAAAAUUAAUGUAACAUGUCAUUAUUUUUAUUACAUGUUGUUGAUAUUUAUAAUCUCUGUAUCAAAUGUAAAUAAAGUGUCACAAUAAAACUGAA